GUCUAACGUGAGUUCUCUGCUCGUGUGUGCAAGACAACUGUUGAAAUUUUCAAACUUUUAGAAUAUAUUCCGAGCGAAUAUUUCAGGCACUCAAAUCAAGAGUGAAGUGAAAAUGUCACUGAACAAAUCAAUGCACCCGCGGAACCGCUACAAAGACAAGCCUCCGGAUUUUGCCUACUUGGCCUCCAAGUAUCCAGACUUCGAGCAGCAUGUCCACACCAACCUGGCAGGCAGAGCUAUGCUGAACUUCAAGGAGCCAGAGGCGGUGCGAGCCCUGACCUGUACCCUGCUGAAGGAAGACUUUGGGCUGACCAUAGACAUCCCUCUGGAGCGUCUCAUCCCCACUGUGCCUCUCAGACUCAACUACAUCCACUGGGUGGAGGACCUGAUCGGAGGCCAAGGGGAACCACGCAGGGGCAUCGAUAUCGGUACUGGAGCGUCCUGUAUCUACCCCCUGCUGGGAGCGUCUAUGAACGGCUGGCAUUACCUGGCUACUGAGGUAGAUGACAUCUGCUUUGACUAUGCCACCAGGAACGUAGAGCAAAACAACCUCUCGGAUCUCAUCAAAGUGGUGAAAGUUCCCCAGAAGACCCUGUUAAUGGACGCUCUAAAGGAGGAGUCAGCCAUCGUCUAUGACUUCUGCAUGUGUAACCCUCCCUUCUUCGCCAACCAACUAGAGGCUAAGGGGGUAAAUUCCAGGAACUCUCGUCGUCCUCCCCCCAGCUCAGUGAACACAGGUGGGGUGACGGAGAUCAUGGCUGAGGGAGGAGAGCUGGAGUUUGUCAAGAGGAUCAUCCACGACAGCCUGCAGCUCAAGACACGCCUGCGGUGGUACAGUUGCAUGCUGGGAAAGAAGUGCAGCCUGGCACCUUUGAAGGAGGAGCUGAGAAAACAAGGGGUACCCAAAGUGACCCACACAGAGUUCUGCCAGGGACGGACCAUGCGCUGGGCUCUGGCCUGGAGUUUCUAUGUUGACGUUACUGUUCCGUCUCCACCCAGUAAGAAGAGGAAGCUGGAGAAGUCUCGUAAGCCACUGACCUUCAUGCUGCUUCAGCCCACAGUGAAGGAGCUGCAGUCCCAGGCCUCCUCUAUAGGCUGUCCCUCCAACCCCAGGCCUGUAGAGACCAUCACUGCCUGGCUGGAGAAGACACUCAGUGACCUGAAGGUGCUGUACAAGCGUGUCCCAUGUGGGAGGAAAGAGCAGAGUCUGUUCCUGACUGUUGUGGAGAACACCUGGAUCCACGGGAGACAGAGACGCAGAGACCAGGGCCGACACCUCCGAGAGCUGCCCAGAGCGCCCCCCAGUGGUAUUUCCACCACCCCUUCCUCAGUCACAGCCCAGCACCACUCCUCUACACACAUUCCGGAUAGCUCACACUCAGAGUCACACACUCCCACGGCAGCACAAGGGCCAGGCAGUGUUCCACAGUCAGGGACCAACCGGGCCAACUCUCAGCGGGCCAGCGGACAGGAAGUCCAAAGCCAGGAGGAGGAAACCAGCUGUGUCCCAGUCAAGAACAGGGGGACAGAGGAGGAUGUCAUCAUGGAGUCUUCUCCCUCUAUAACACCCAAUACCAUACUGGCACAGACAGCACUACCCACCACAACACAGAAACAGGAAGCCAUAAUCACAGAGGAAGUACCUACCGAAACACAGGAACAGGAAGUGAUGCAGCCACAGAGCCCUGGCGCUGUGCAACACUUCCUGUUUAAGUGCUUGGUGAACGUGAAGGCUGAGGAGCAGGAUGUUGCUGUGGAGAUCCACUGGGUGGAAGGCCAAAACAAGGACCUGAUGAACCAACUCUGUACCUACCUGAAGAACACUCUGUUUAGAGUGGUGGCCAAGCCACUGGGGACAUAAUGGAACAUAGUUAACCUGUAGUACUGGGUCAUGUUCAUUAAGCAGAAAAUGGUAGACGGGAACUUAACUUACCAGUUGUCCUAUAUUCUAUUUGUGACCCGUUUGUAGCAGGUAGUGUAAAAUGUACUUUGCUGGUUCAUUAGUUUCACCUUAGUCUCCUUGUCAAGGUUAUAAUGAGCAGUGACUAUUUUAGUUAAUUCAAGUUUGAUAAAUUACAUUUAGAAAUGUGUUUUAGUAACAUGUAAUUUGUCUAUUUCCAUGUUCAGUUAGUGUUUUACAAACAGCUGGUUUAUUUCCAGAGACAUUAAAUUUGAGGAUGCUGUUUCCAUAAACUACAGCUAAUCCACUUGUUUCCUCCUGUUGAUGAAAUACAGCUUUUAACACAU
Molecule: messenger RNA, 2247 nt
Organism: Oncorhynchus tshawytscha (Chinook salmon)
Lineage: Eukaryota; Metazoa; Chordata; Actinopteri; Salmoniformes; Salmonidae
Product: methyltransferase 16, N6-methyladenosin
Exons: 10
Coding region: 113-1861 (582 amino acids)
Biological process (GO): rRNA base methylation
Cellular component (GO): nucleus
Molecular function (GO): 23S rRNA (adenine(1618)-N(6))-methyltransferase activity
Source: RefSeq, a predicted model, not a curated record